Messenger RNA from Thermothielavioides terrestris NRRL 8126, 6694 nucleotides. RefSeq lists its product as uncharacterized. NCBI's taxonomy places the organism in Eukaryota, Fungi, Ascomycota, Sordariomycetes, Sordariales, Chaetomiaceae. Gene Ontology annotation, cellular component: anaphase-promoting complex. The transcript is spliced from 3 exons. Gene Ontology annotation, biological process: metaphase/anaphase transition of mitotic cell cycle; protein K11-linked ubiquitination; anaphase-promoting complex-dependent catabolic process. The record is from RefSeq and is a predicted model, not a curated record. Bases 319 to 6432 code for a protein of 2037 amino acids. Gene Ontology annotation, molecular function: molecular adaptor activity.
GCCAAUUAGAGCCUGCCCCUCCUGACAUUGGCGGGGCGGCGGGCAGCAACGGUUCCCGCUCGUCGUCUGUCGCGUGUUAAACAUUGAACGCGCCUUCCCGCACGGCACAUCAAGUCCUGGGUGGUUGACCUGAGUCUGGAAAAGCCAACUUCUCAUUCAUUUUCUGGGUCUGGGCAGCCGAGUCGGUGCCUGCUGCGGCUUCCGACUUAACGACGACCGCUAUGGCCCCUUCCGACCGCUCCCCAACACGACGCCCAACGCCACUUUGCCGAUUUUCCGUGUAGUCUGCACCUUGCAGAGUAGCCACGGAACCAAAGCAUGGCCUCGGUCACUUCGCUCGGGGUGCAUCAGCCCAUCGGUCUGCGACAUGCAAUUGAGGAAGGCAUCCUGCCCCCAAACCCCCCAGCGUCCACGUAUACCUGGGAGGUAACAGUCAGCAACGAAGACGGCUGCGAGCAUGAAGACGAGUUGCUUACCACCGACAGCGCUGUCGUGUGGUCCCGAGGGGGGCUUUUCAGGAAGACUUUCCGGUUCGAGCUCGAGAAGGAAUCCGUCACGCAGGCCCUCCUCGCCUACUUCCCAGCCGCUGCAGACGAGCCCGGAGCCGACCCGGCAGCCAAUGGUCACGCCGACGAUCGGGCCGAGAAGAAGAGGCCUGCGCUUUCGAGAGCCUUGGUCGUCUUCCUCAAGACGCGUGCGCACAUCUACUUUCUCUCUGGCACAAGCCAUGUCGUCCACAUGCCCUUCGAGGUCGAGUCGGCAUGCGCCGGACCCCGCGGCGUCAUUAUCCAGCGCAAGCCGCGAGUUGAUGGCACGUCUGUCGCAUUGAAACUGCCGAAAGUGCCCCCUGCCUCGUUUGUCUCGUCGCAACCACUUUCCGCCCCCCAACGCAACCGCGAUCGGAGCUUCACCGAGUUCUCGACCGAAGGCUUGGGGAACCUCAGAGUUCUCCCGCUAAGAACGAGCUUGACUUUGGAGAAUAUGUGGCAGCAACCCAUCGAGACGCCGGACAGCCAUUGGCCUCGUCUCGUCUGCCUGACAGAUCCUUUGCUUGAGAUUGGGUUGGUGGUGACUCAUUCUGAUACGCAAAAGGCCGGAAAAGUUCGAAAGGCUGCCACUGGGCCUCUGUUUUUAGCUCGAUCCGAAGAGAUCCUCCACAUCGAGACUGUGAAGAUCCCGAGCACAUUCGAAGCGGGUUCAGCUGAGCUCACCAUUGCCGUCACGGUCAACCGGGAAGCAAGCACGUACACCAUUUGGCAGCUUACCUACCUCGAGAACCAAGAUCCGUUCUUCGGCUCUCAAACUAAGAAAAAGCCCAGGCCAACUCGUCGGCGGAGCUCCAUGGCGCCAGGACUGGCAAGCGGCGCUGCCACUCCUGUUCACGCGUCAACGAGGGAGAGCUUCGGGGCACCCCUGCCCGGCAAGAAGACGAGAAAAAGCGGCAAGGUCGACGAGAAGGACAAUGCGCUCGAGAAGGCACUGAGCUCUCUUGACCCAGGAAAGGGCAAUGAUGCUACGCGCCGUCAAUCCCGACGAGUGAGCUCCCUCCUAGCCCGAGCUGACCUAUCUGCGUCCCAAGACCGGGCAACGUUUGCCGAGCAAUCCAUGCAUGCCGGCCACGGGGGCAGGCGGGUAGACUCGCACGGCAGCCAGCGGCCGCGGCUGAGCAGCGGCUACGGCGGGCCGAGCUUUGGGGGACCGUUCAACUUCAAUCGUAGUGUCAGCCAGCUCCCGGAGGCGCCGGUUGACGACCUCCUCGAAGAACUGCGUGCCGGGGGAGACUUUGAAGGAUUCCACAAUAUGGGUCUAGACGACCAUGACUUCGACGGCCUCGCCCACGAGGUACUGCUCACCAAGAUCCAAAGCGUCAGCAUGGAGAACUCAAACGUGCGGUAUUCGCUGUCCAGCAAGCCUGCCAGAACGCAGGCCAAAGUAUUCAUCCUCGCUGGACCUUCAACCGCGACGGACGACCACGGCCGUGCGCUGCUUUUGGUCGCCAUUCAGGACCCGGUCGAUAAAAGGUUACAACUCCUCACCCUUCACAUCGAGAUUCAUGAAGACCAGACUCCGCCCAAAACCAAUAAGAAUGCGCCUCAGCAUUGGAGCGCCAUCAACGUCAUCGCCGGUGAACCUAGGAGGGUUCAGAGCGUUGUUGAUUCAUGCAAAAUCUCUGAUGGGAGCGAAUCCAUCCUGGUUCUCUCCGAAGACCAGACCGGCGAGAGAGCGCUCAGCUUGCAGUCGCCGUGGGGCAAAGUUGUAACCGUGUCCCCGCCCUUGCUGUUCGAGGAUAACGUCAGCAGUCUCGAGUAUCGUGGCGGCCUCAAACCCGACGGAGCCGGCCUCGCAUGGCCUGCUGCUGGUCUAGACAUCUCCGGGACCCAAAUUGACUCGCUCUGCCACCCCAGCUCCCGCGGGGUGGUGGACCUCCGGGACAGAGAGGGAAGAUUCCAUCGCAUUAGAAUCCAGCUGCAGCCCUCGUCCCCGCAGGUGCGCGCGGUCCUCGAUGUGUGCCGGAGUGUUCUCCACGCCUCGUGUGCGGACAGGAUGGUUGCUGGUUGGUGCCAUGUCGUGCAGUGGCUCCGAGACGCAAGGCUUCGAGGACUGGAGCAGCCGAUUGCCGAUAUGGAGUGGUCAGCCGUGACGGUUCUGCUCCUGGCCUGCUUCCUGGCUCUAGGGCACAAUAGCGAAACUUCGUUGCGGACACUUGGCGCUGAGCCCGUGACAACAGCAACCGCGAAGAACAAGUGGGAACUAGUGCAGUUGCGGGAAUCCCCCAACUCGUCUGCUUUGCCGCCAUGGCUGCGAAGCAAGGCAUGGCAAUCGCUGGUCAGCGUUGCAUCUGGCAACCCCGACACCUGGCCGUCAAAUAACUUCAUCACUUUCCACAUACGCCUGGCAAAGAGAUGGAUUGCUUCUCUCGGGGGACUCGCCGCGUUUGGGUUUGAGGGAUACCUCCCAACAGCAUUGAACAGGAUCGGCCACCCUCGAGAGGCGGCGGCUUCAAGCUUGCUCCUUGCGCUGCACCUGCUAGUCGAGGAGCAAAAGCUCAACAUUCUGUCGCCAGAGGAUGUAUCUCCAGGUCUUAGCGACCUGAAAGCGAUCCUCUGCCAACUCUUCCGUUGGGUCGGAUGGAUGCGGUACGAGGCUACGUAUGCGCUUGGCGGCCAGGCCGAUCCAAUAAAUUCCCCUUCCCUGGCCUCAUUCGCCGGUGCAGGUCUCGCCGAGCCCGCAUCGGACUACUGCGUCUUGACUUGGAUACAGCGACACCUCGCAGGGAGCGGCGGAUCUGAGUUCCCGACGUUGUCUAGCCUAUAUACGACGGCGACCGGCGAUCCUCUGAGUGGGCGGUUGCGGCGGCAGCUAUGGGCCAGUCUCACGCCUCGCACCGUGAUGUUUGAGAAGUUCUUUUCCCGUCUCGGUCCGUCGACCAACCAUUAUGAAGCAGUAGUGGCCAUGCACGAGUGUGGCUUCACCCCUCAGGUGCUCGAGUCUUUACCGGAAGCCGUUCUCACGCCUUUGCAAGACGCCAUCUCGAUUUGCCAGCCAAGCCCUCCACCAUCGUGGCCGAAGGGUCUGCUUACGCUCGUCGGUCGCACGGACAUGAGCGGCGUGCUGCAGCCGCAUAAGACAGGGCGGGCCCUGGCUUCAGCGGUCAGCGCACCUUCGCAUGAUGCCAAGUGGGAUUUCCGCAUGUUGAGCCAGCACCUCGACGGGUUCAACGACCAUGUUGAGGAGACAGGCGCAGCAGAGCGCCAGGCUGUCGUGCGUUCCAUCUUCAAAGAGGACAGGAGGCUGAAUGAGGCCCAAGCGCUGCUUUCAACCGUCAAGAACCGCAUCGUGCGGCUAGAACCCAAGCCGGAGUGGACGGAGGCCGAAUACCUGGAGCGGCAAAAAGAGCUGGUCACGACGGUAGCCACCAGUACGUUGGCCAUCCCUGCGGGGCGAGGCCUUUUGUACUUUGGUCUCCGGUACCCGCUCCUUACCCAGAAGUACCACAUUGCCGGCUUCAACCUGACAUGCCUCGUCAAACCCGUCAACAACAUGGUGAGCGUUGACAAGAGCCAGUUCCCCGAGGAGAAGAUGACCUGGGCGUUCUUCCACCAGGGAGUUGCUGGCGGGCUAGCCAUAUCGCCGCAGGCCAAGGGGAUCGACACCUCAUGGAUCCUGUAUAAUAAACCGGGACAGGACCUGAGCAACCGCCACGCCGGGUUUCUGUUGGCCCUCGGGCUGAAUGGUCACCUCAAGUCGGUCGCUAAAUGGGUGGCCUUUAAGUACCUGACGCCCAAGCAUACCAUGACCACCAUCGGCCUGCUUCUGGGCUUGGCAGCGUCUUACCUCGGCACCAUGGACGCGCUCAUGACCCGCCUCCUGUCCGUCCACGUCACUCGGAUGUUGCCUCGAGGUGCGGCCGACCUCAACCUGUCGACGGCCACCCAGACCGCCGGGGUCAUGGGCAUCGGAUUGCUUUACUGCAACAGCCAGCACCGCCGCAUGAGUGAGAUCAUGCUGUCCGAAAUCGAACAUGUCGGCGAUGAAGAGGAGGAGGAAGAGUGCGUCCGCGACGAAAGUUAUCGUCUCGCGGCGGGAUUUGCCCUGGGUUUCAUCAACCUUGGCAAGGGGAACGACCUCAGGGGCUUGCGAGAUAUGCAUCUGACUGAAAAGCUGCUCACCAUGGCGACGGCCACCAAAAGAGUCGAUCUUGUGCACGUUCUCGACUGGUCGGCAGCCGGCGCCGUGGUAGCGAUAGCACUCAUCUACAUGAAGUCUGAGGACCACGUCGUGGCGCGCAAGAUCGACGUACCGGAUACGGUCUUGCAGUUCGAUUACGUCCGACCAGAUAUUCUGCUCUUGCGGACGGUGGCGAAGAACCUUAUCCUGUGGAACGAGGUCGACGCGACCUUUGAGUGGAUCAGAGACGGCCUUCCGCCCGAGUACAGAACGCGGUUCCAGCUCACAAGUAUCGCUUCACUGCAGAGCAAGGACCUUCCUUUCUUCUCUAUCACUGCCGGCCUCUGCUUCGCACUCGGCUUGCGAUUCGCCGGAUCCGCCAACGUGAGAGUCCGCGACUUGCUCAUUCACUACCUGGACGAGUUCAUGCGCAUUGUCCGGAUCCCCGUGAGCAACUUCGACAGCGAACUGGCUCGAAGCAAUGCGACCAUGUGCAUGAAUCUGGUCGCGUUGUCUUGCGCCACGGUUAUGGCUGGGACCGGGGAUAUCCCCGUGCUCCGACGGCUCCGUGCUCUUCACGGCAGAGACGAUGCAAACACCACAUACGGCAGCCACCUGGCCGCCCACCUUGCCAUCGGCGCGCUGUUCCUCGGCUGCGGGACCGCCACUUUCGGCACGAACGAUCUCGCCAUCGCCGCUCUGCUGCUUGCCUUCUACCCCUUGUUCCCGGCUAACGUCCAGGACAACCGCUCGCAUCUGCAAGCCUUCAUACACUUCUGGGUCCUAGCAACCGAGUCCCGCUGUCUGGUCGCCAAGGACCUCGCGACCGGCCAGCCGCUCAACGUCCCCAUCCUCGUCCACCUGAAGCCCGGCUGCGCAUCGGCCGUCGCAGCGGCCUCGCAGACAGGCUCCGACCCGUCUGACCCCGAAGCCAUCACUCUCCGCCGGCAGACUCCCUGCCUCCUCCCGCCGCUUGAUGAUAUCUCCCGGGUCGUCACCGACGCCCGCUCUCUGGGUUACUGGGACCUCACACUCGACUUUGCCCACUCGCCGCAGCUGGCCCACGACUUCCGCAAGAACCAGACGGUCUACCUCCGCCGCCGGCCCGCGCAUGAGAGCACCUUCCCCGCAACGCUGCGCGCCCUCGGCGCCAACAACACCAACAACCUCGCCAUCAACAGCGACGUGGGCGCGUCCGUGCUCGAGACUGGUGCGGCUGACCAACGCGCCACCGAGCCGCUGGAGUGGGUGUUCGGGACGGAUGCGCUGCGGAACCUGACGCGCGCCGAGCGCGCCGUCGUGCUCGACCGGCUGGGGUCGGGCGACGGCAGCGUGGGCGAGGGCGAGGGCGCCAGCACGGCGGUCGAUGCGCGGCUGGUGCUGCGCGCCGGCCUGGACGCGGCCUGCUGGUCGCGGGACCGGCUGCUCGGCCUGCGGCUGCUGUUCGAGUGGGCCGAGCGCAGGGGCGUGUUUGCCGGGGAAAGGGGCGGUCGGGUGGCGGCGGUGGAGGGUGGCGCUGCUGCUGCUUCUACUGCUACUGCUGCUAGCAGUAGAAGCAAGCGCGGGAAGAAGACCGGCGCCGCGGCGAAGGGCAAGAAAAAGGUUGCCGUGGGGCCUUCGCUCCAGGACCUGGGAGGCGAGUCAGAGAUGGGGCCGCCGGCGGGCGAUAGCGUGAUGGAAGGGGCGGAGCCUUGCUGGUGGCUGCGGGACAGCGCGAUUGAGGAGCUGAAGGGGAGGGUGUGGCUUGCUGGCCGCGAAGAGUGAGAGUCAGUGGUUGGGGCGUGUUGAGGUAUCUGAUACGGAAGACGUUCGCCAAAUAGAGAGGUAUAGCUUCUGACGCUCUGCAGCCCAUGCGAUAUAGAAUGAUGUGUUUUGUUCAUCCGCCAGUCCCUCGAAUGACAGUUCUGCGGUCGUCAUGUCCGAUAUCAUUGUUGUCAUUUUAGGUGUAACUCCUAGGUGGCUCACGACUUCUUUUUGAAGCGUUUGGCCAGGAUCUCAGCCAGAUACCAACUGCUGCCAGUGCUGG